AUGAACUACUCUGCCCAGGCUCUAAACUCAUUAGCACCUUCUCAAAUCUUAUUCCUCGAGUCUCUCCCGAAAGCAGAACUACAUGCUCACUUGAAUGGUUCUAUCCCCAUAUCCUGCCUCGAGCAGCUUGCAAAAAGCUACAAGCCACAAGGGGAUAUUGGAUCUAUCGAUGUCAAUGCCUCGAUCCAAAACCUGGCCAACGGAGUCCAUCUCAAUCAGAUAGAAGAUUUCUUUAAACUAUUUCCUGCUAUUUAUGCUCUGACCAGCGAUAUACAUUCUCUUGGAAUCGCCACUCGGGCGGUUUUGAAUGAGUUUCUGAAGCCCCGGCCUUCGGCGAGUGGUAUCGAGGGUGCCCCGGCUGUUCCUCAAUGUAGCUAUUUAGAACUACGUUCUACGCCUAGGGAAACUGCUCAAAUGACUAGAUUAGAAUACGUUCAGGCCGUAUUAGAUGAAGUAGAAAAGUUUCCGGCCGAUAGAGCCGCGUUUAUAUUGAGCGUAGACCGUAGGAUGUCCCGCACCGAAGCCGACGAGGUAGUCGAUAUUGCAAUUCAAAUGAAGAGCGAGGGACGACGGGUUGUGGGCGUUGAUCUCUGUGGGAGUCCGUUGGCCAGUGAUGUUACCGUGUUUGGUCCCCCGCUCGCUCGUGCGAGAGAAGCUGGGCUCGGUCUAACGCUUCAUAUCGCGGAGACUGCACAAAAUUCUACCGAAGAAACGAUGAGCCUUCUCGACCUGCUUCCCGCUGGAUCCAAAGGUCGCCUCGGUCAUGCCACAUUCUUGGAUCCAGCUACACAGCUGAUCGUACUCAACCGGAAUCUUCCCGUAGAAAUCUGCCUAAGUUCGAAUCUACUGGCCAAAACUGUUUCAAAUAUCAACGUGCAUCACAUCAGCGAUUAUAUGAUCAUAGGACACCCCUUAGCUAUUUCAACCGACGAUAUUUUGCCGUUCAAGACCUCUCUUCUGGCCGAGUAUGCGCUUUUGAUGGCAUCUGCACCCUUAGGCCUUGGACUUGGGGAAGACGAAGUACGAAAGAUCGCAGCAGGGGGCUUGGAAAGCCGUUUCUCGGGUAUAUAG
This is a messenger RNA of Rhizoctonia solani, 1071 nucleotides long. Its product is annotated as AMP deaminase. Gene Ontology annotation, biological process: adenosine catabolic process; inosine biosynthetic process. The coding region runs from base 1 to 1071 and encodes 356 amino acids. The transcript has 6 exons. NCBI's taxonomy places the organism in Eukaryota, Fungi, Basidiomycota, Agaricomycetes, Cantharellales, Ceratobasidiaceae. Gene Ontology annotation, molecular function: adenosine deaminase activity. The record is from RefSeq and is a predicted model, not a curated record.